This is a messenger RNA of Morchella sextelata, 2469 nucleotides long. RefSeq lists its product as uncharacterized. The coding region runs from base 1 to 2469 and encodes 822 amino acids. NCBI's taxonomy places the organism in Eukaryota, Fungi, Ascomycota, Pezizomycetes, Pezizales, Morchellaceae. The transcript has 5 exons. The record is from RefSeq and is a predicted model, not a curated record.
AUGGCCUCAGCAGCACCAGCACCCUUGGUCCCGCCGCGUCCCUCGAGGGCAUCCAAUAAUGAUGCAACUUCCGCAUCAGCCUCCGUGCCCGCCAUCCCGCCGCGGCCUUCCACGAAGCCACGUUCCACCCCUGAGGAGGGAGAGGCGGAGGGGGAGCAACAGCAGCAAGAGCCAGAGCUCCACACCAUCUCACCAUCUACGGAAUUGCAUCAACCAGUGGCCAGAGUUCCCUACAGAACUCCAGUGAGGAAGAAUACUGGAAUCCCGCAGAUUGGGAAAAGAGUCCCAAUGUAUCCGAAUGCGGGAGAUGUGCAGGCCCCAACUCCGGCAGCUACGCCAGGGGGUGGGAGAAAGGCGCAUGUGUAUAAGGAGGAAUGGGAGAUGGAUGAGGGAGCAUACGGGAGCCAUGGAACGCCGAGGGUGAAUCCGCAUGCCCGAAGUGUUAGCGAUCUCAACCAAUCGGUUGCACAGGGAUUGUCAGCACCAGAAACCUCCACUCCGGUUCCUGACGAAGAAAUCGGUUAUCUAGCCAGCGAACACUAUGCACGCGUUAUCUCUCCGCCCGAAUCUGGGACCCCCGUGGUCGGUUUUUCCGAUCAAGAUACUGCUUCGCUAGCACGAGCAAUUGGAGGGGAUGCUUCUGAAGAUAAGGAUUCGGAGCUUGCGAUACAUCUGGAUCCCCCGACUUAUCACCACCAUCUGCAUAACCACCACCCCCACCGUAUCCCAAGCUCUAGACCGGGAACCAGGCCUAGUACUAGGCCUGCUUCUCCGACUAAGCAUUAUCAUGAUGAUGAAGAUGCAAACGACACGGAAACUGAGAUUGAGAGGGAGCAAGAGUACCCCAUCUUGGCCGCUGAUGAAGUAUUGAAGAGAGCUGGUGGAGGGUAUAUGGCGCCAGCUAUUUCGCCGCCUCUUGCUGCAUGGAGACCCGAGUCUGCCGUCAAUUCAAGGCCUCACUCAAGGCCGCAAUCAACUCAUCCGGUCAAGUUAUCCGGCCAUGGCUUCGAGUCGAAAGAAUCACUCGUUCGGGAGUCUUUAGAAUCCGGAGAACGUCCUGAACCAUUGUUCCCCGAGUCCGAUGAAGAAGCCGAAGGAAAGGAAACUCCAGGGGAGAUGAAGGUUCAUGAAAAACCAAAGAGACCUGGAAUGCCGGAGUCUAUGGGAUCUUCAGGUGGACACAGGUUCCCGAGUAAGGAUGUUUGGGAAGAGGCGCCAGAGUUCUCGCAGUUGGAAGCAACUGUCUCAUCUACCCCGCCUCCGAAAGAUACGGAGAUGACAGAUGAGGAAAGAGAAGCCGAAAGGACUAUCCCAAAGAGGACCGAUGGAAAGCCGGAAACUGGGACGGCGGAAUACAGACAUCAUGUCAGCCGCGAAGGACGAGACGAUGGCCUCGAGAAGCUCCUCAAGCGCGGGUCUAGCACUGAUGACCCCGAUAAGCUAGGCGCCAGUUCCAGCCGCGAGAAGGUCAAAAGGUUCCCUAGUAAUGAUAUCUGGGAGGAUGUCCCACCCAGCUUGGAGCUCAGUGCCGAACUCACGCACCUCCCCGAAGAAGAGUACUCUGCAACGGAGCCCAAAGAUCGCGCAACCACUAGCGGCACCACAAAGUUCGAAGACCCUACCACUUCAGAGGUUGAAAAACGCCCUACGACCGGCGCUCCUAUCGAGGCCAGCUCAAGACCAGAAAUUCCUGCCCGCCCAGCAGUUCCAUCCGCAAGACCAGCACCGAAGGUGCGAGUCCCGAAAUCAAAACCAUCAGUACCUCCCCGUACAGGCGGCAAGAUUGCAGCCUUGAAGGCAGGUUUCCUUAGCGACCUCGACAAUCGAUUGAAACUCGGCCCUAUGGCUCCGAAGAAAGCGGAGGAAGAGGCCCCCGCAAGCCCUGAGAAGGAGAAGGAGAAAGAGGUUCUUGCGGAUGUGAGGAAGAGCCGUGCAAAGGGCCCAAGAGGACGGAAGCUACCCACUGCAACUACAACUGAGGCUGCUGCACCCAAGGAAGAGAAGAAGCCGGAGAUAAUGAGCGUGGGCGUCUGGAGCAUCUGGAGCGUAGGUGAUCAAGGAGACGUUGAAGUCCUCACAGACUCACCGCCCCCUGAGAAAAAGGAGGCACAGGAAGACAAGAAGGAAAAGAAGGAGGACUCCUCUGUUCCUGCCGCGACAACCAGUACGCUUCCUGGUGUAACUGGAACCGGUGUUCAAACCGUUCCGUCAGUCUCAGACACGCAGGAGAAGGAUCUUGAGGUGCCAGCUACCACCGCAGCAGAAGAGAAAGAAGAAAAGGGCGCUCUGCCUACCGUUAUUCCGGCCGAGGAACAUCCUGGAGACGCGGCCCCAGCUGCUGCUGAGAAAAAGAGUGAUGCUGAUGCGGUCGGGGAAACCGAAAAGGGCAGAGUAGAUGAAGCGGCCGAGGUUGCGGUUGCGGGCGGCGAUGUGAGUAAUACGGAAGGAGACGCCAAGGUUGAGGUUUAA